Anguilla anguilla (European eel) is the source of this 1899-nucleotide messenger RNA. RefSeq names its product titin-cap (telethonin) (gene tcap). Gene Ontology annotation, cellular component: Z disc. NCBI's taxonomy places the organism in Eukaryota, Metazoa, Chordata, Actinopteri, Anguilliformes, Anguillidae. The transcript has 2 exons. Gene Ontology annotation, biological process: skeletal muscle myosin thick filament assembly; cardiac muscle contraction; cardiac muscle tissue morphogenesis. Bases 164 to 703 code for a protein of 179 amino acids. The record is from RefSeq and is a predicted model, not a curated record. Gene Ontology annotation, molecular function: structural constituent of muscle; titin Z domain binding; titin binding.
GACAACCACCCCAGCAGACAGUGGGAUUCCACCUCCAGCAGACCAGAGACUCAUCCGCAGCGGCCCGGACCAGGCAGACACACGGACGUGCAGACAGACUCCUCGGGAGAAGCCAUUCGGACAGACAGACAGACUGAGCAGACGGACAGACAGAGCGGACAGGAUGCAGGGCAGAACCACACUGGUGAAGCGGGCGGGGGUGGUGACGGGGGCGGAGCUGGGCUGCAGCGUGCGGGAGGAGAACCAGGUGCAGAGAGAGAGCUACAGCGCAGACUGGCGCAGCAUCACCAUCAACACCCAGCCUCAAGACAGGCAGACGGUGCAGGAGGCGGACGACAGUCGGCGAGAGACCUUCUCACGGCAGUGGGAGGCGAGGCGGCUGCUACAGGCCUGCCCCUCCGGGGUGAUUCGGCUGGGCACCCUGGAGCGGGGGGUGAGGGAGCACCAGCAGCUGCCCUACAGGAAAUCCCUGCCCCUGCCCCUCUUCACCCCCACCGAGCUGGGCACCAGGCUGGGCCGGGGCGCGCCGCACACCCAGGAGGACCUCCGCCCCUUAUCCGCCCUGGACGGCGCCUGCCCCGCCAAGAGAGACGUGGGUGACAUCACCAAGGACCUGCCCCCGGUCAAGCCAAUCAGGAUGGAGUUUGCCAAAGCGCCCAAGUCCCUGGGAAGAUCCAUGUCACAGGAGGCCCAGAGGGGCUGAGAGAGAGAGAGACAGAGAGGGUGAGAGAGAAAGAGAGGGAGAGAAAGAGGGAGAGAGAGAGAGGGAUGACAGAGAGAGAAAAGAGAGGGUGAUAGUUAGAGUGAAGUGUAGAAUAUGUUGUCGUCAAGAGAAGGAAUCAAGAAAAAGUUUGAAGGACACCGGGACAUUCAUCACCUCCCAUUUGGAGAAUACAUACAUUUGUGUAUAUAUGUGUACUGCAAUUGCUUUUUUUAUUGCCUUAUCAUCACUUUGUUCUAUAUUCCCAUCCAUUCUGUAACUGUCUGAAAACAUUGCAUAGAGCACCACCACAUAGUGUAGCCAGCAGACAUAAACAUAACAGGGUGCUUUCCUGGCAGACGGAUAAGAAUAUAUCCCAGGGGGCCGAGAAUGAUGGACGUUUGUGGACUAUUGUUACAGCUGUGCAGUGAGCUUGGUACACUGCAGACUUGGUACACUGCUAUAGCCUCACAUUGCUAUGUGAGUCAGGCUCUGCCUGCGCUCUUUGACAAGACCUAGAUUUAACAAGCAGCUGGGAAGAAAACAGAAGCCAUUGCAGGCAACUCGCAAAGAAAAGGAAAAAAAGGGCCGGGUUGUAGAUGUGCGACGGCAAGUGUGAAAGCACAGCCCAGACCGGGUGCUGAAUAAAAGGGGAGAGCAAAGUUUUGUGCAGAUUGUGAGGGCUUAGCAUAACUCGGAGAGCUAGACCCAAGCAGACGUAGUCGCUGAAAUAGAUCCGGAACAGUCCGUGCCUCGGUCUUUGGGCCUCCAUUGCCCAGACAAACGAAGGCCGGCCAGCCCUUCAAACGUCCUUCGCUGCGGCUGGAAUGAGCUUUACGGCCCUGCAUGUAGCAGAGUCAUGAAGGGGAGGUGAGUGACAGGAGGGCUGCUGGCUCCACUCCCAGCCUGACGAGUCAUUGCCAUGCUGUGUUGUUGAAUGAGGUGGUGUCACACAACUGAAUAACCCACUGUAUUAGAAUGACGUUUUUAAUGUUGUGAUUAAAACACUUACGGUGGCUCUGGUUUAAUUAACUAUUUAACUUCAUUUUCAUUUGGUUUCUUGGUCUGUUUAGAAUAUCUAAAGAGAGGACUAGCCAUGUAACUACUGAUUUGUACUUGUUUUCACUGUAUAGAACUGAUGUGGUUUUAAUGGAGAGUGAUCUAUUUAUUUUUCUACAAUAAAGUGUGCCUGCACACAG